Messenger RNA from Colletotrichum orchidophilum, 3654 nucleotides. RefSeq lists its product as uncharacterized. The record is from RefSeq and is a predicted model, not a curated record. The transcript is spliced from 3 exons. The coding region runs from base 1 to 3654 and encodes 1217 amino acids. Lineage: Eukaryota; Fungi; Ascomycota; Sordariomycetes; Glomerellales; Glomerellaceae.
AUGGCAACUGAAGCCACCCUCGCCGCCCCCGUUGAUGCUUCUGUCCAUUCUGACCCCAAGCUCGAUCCUUGGGAACCCCCCGCCGAACAGACUAACGACGCUGAUAUCGACUCCCAAAAUGUCGGUCCAAAUCGCGCGAACCUGAACGGUAGUCCCGCCAUCGAUGACUUGGAAAAUAAGCACAUCACCGGUGUCGAAGAUCAAGUCAUUUCAGCAGAUGUUAGUGUUAGUGGGGGGUCAGAUACGGAGGCAUCGCGGGCUGCUCGAGAUGGAGACAAGGGACACGGUAGGACGUCGUCGGCCGUCAAGAAGCCCGCCACGUUCAAGGCUGUCUCGGUCAAUAAGACCUUCCUAGCCUCCAAGGGCCCUACGAUUUCCUUGACAACCAAACCCGGCGAAAAGACGAAUUCGACCUCGAUCCUGAGCUCCUCACCAUCAGGAACCUCGACCCUGUCUUCGCGGCCGAGACUUGUCGCAAAGUCGGGCACUGGCACGGGGUCUUCACCCGGACUCAAAGCGGUAGCCAACGGUGCCAAGCCCGCCUCUGGCCCUGACCCCAGCGCGGUGUGGAACAAGAACCGACCUGUCCCAACUCCGGAACCCAAAAAGCUUACGGAUGAAGAGCUUAAGAAGUACGGCAUUCAUAUGGCAAGCCGACUUGCACCCGAAAGCGGACAGUCGGCACAGGGAAACUGGGCAGAUAUAGAAGAUGACGACGACGACUGGGCGCCCGAGACCAUCACCUGGACGGACGGUACCAAGACCACGCUCCCGCAUCCCGACGAAGCACCUGCGCCGCUGCCCGAGCCGACUCCCGCGCCACCGAAAGAGAAAGCUAUAGAGAAGCCGAAAUCUCCUGUACCACCACCUCGUACCACCGCCUCGCCGUCGAUUAAGACCGGCGGACUUGCAUCUGGGAAGGGACUCAUCCUCAAGGCCGGGUCUGCCGAAAAGCCCACGCUCGUCGCCAAGCCACCUGCACCUCCGACGCCAGUGAAAUCGCCUUGGGCACCCCUGCCCCCUGUUGAAAGGGCUCCUCCUCCAGUCAUCGCGGAACCCCCUGCUCCUCAAGCAGGCGCAAGAUAUCCUCCUAGAGACCACGCGGCUAAUCACAACGUUGCUCCGCCUUACCAUGCAAAGGAGAUAGCCGCUGAUGACUUCAAUCGAUCGGCUUGGAGAGAAGGCCCUGCUGGCGGCAACCGAGAACUAUUCAACUCUCAAUCUGGGCGUUAUGAGCCCGUCCCGGCCGAUCGAAGAGGCUCUUUCCGAUCCGACGCCCAUCCUAGGCAGCCGGCAUUGUUGCAACGCCCGUCCCAAUCCGAUCAUCCGGAGCCGUCCGCCGCUUUCCAAACGAGCAGGAGCUCAGUGCCUGACGGUGCUAUGGGAAGACGCCGUGGAUCCUCUGUUGCUAGCGGUGGUAGCGGUUCCUAUUUGCAGCGGCCAGGCAGGGGGCACGAGCUUCCGGCACCUCCCCAGGACUUGCUUAAUGCUCGCAGAGGUUCUAUAGCUGGCUCGGUUGAAAGCCCCAUCUCCCCGAGGAACUUCUCGCCUUCAGGCUUGCAACACGGUCCUCGGAUGCACGGCAACCAGCAGUGGCAACCUCGACCAUCGCCCGGAACCAACCAUGCCACCUUACAUUCAGCUGGCCCUCAAACGGACGGAAGACCAGCCCCACCGCCACCAAUGGCUCGAUUGGAGGAGGAUCUUGAGCUACAGAAGAAGAUCAUGCGUGAGAAACGCGAGCUGGCAAUGCAGAGGCGGCGCGAAGAGGAGGCUCGUGAGGAAGCUGCAAGGAAAGCGCGCAUUGCAGCGAAGUUGGAAGCUAUGGGGCCAGCCCCGGAACGCAAAAGUGACAAAAAGGAAUCGUCACCGGAGAAUGCCAACGCAGCUACCCCAGCGCAGGCGCAAUCCCGUCAACCAGACGGCUCUGCUGGCCAAGAGGCCGGUUCACAACCGCCUGUCGCGAGUCCCGAUUCAUCGGCUGUCCCGUCAACUCCCGCCAACGCCAAGGAUAAACCCUACGGCGAGAGGCCUAUCACCGCCGGCGGAGAGCAUGCGAGACGACAAAGUGGUCAGGAGGCCAGGCAGCCCAACUCAUGGGUUGCACCUACACCUCAACAAGAACGGCUCCCUAGCUGGGGCGCGGCUACCCCUCAAGCUCCUCGCAAUGUUUGGGGAUCGCCUAACAAUGAUCGGGGACUGGGCAAUGGGACUUUUAACACUGACUUGGGCCGUCUGCCAGAGCCACAAACAGCAGGCAAAGGUCCAGCACCCAUCGCACCCCCCAGCGUGCAGCGAGCGCAGGUUCAGAUUCCACCAGUCUCCCAGGUUCGUCCCGCGACGGGCGCUGCUCGUGAAGUGAACGAGAUGAGGAACAGAUGGGCCCACUCGGUUCUGGAAGGGGAUAAGAUAGUCCUCGAUGAGAAGAGGUCGCAGCGCCUCGAACGUGAUCGGAGUUUAGUGGAGCGCGGGCUCACUAUUGAACAAGCUCAGGCCACGAUCAAAGACACUUGGCGGCCUUCUGGUGACGGCAGACGCGAUCCUGCACAUGUCAUUCACCACGAUGUUGCUCGUGCUGCUGGCUCCGUGGAACACCCGUCUGUACUACCUCCGACUGGACCGUCAGCCGCCACUCAGUCUCGAAGUUCCUCCAGAUUCUUCCCUCCCAAGGACAACAGAAAUGAUUCUUCAGCUUCUCAGGCGGAACCGUCGAGGCCUAACUCGCCUUCUCCGCCACCCCCGGAUAUGUUGGGCCAUCCGGCCUUCGAUGGGGACGCAAUGCAUCCUCACGUAUCCCUUCCCCGACCGCAUCCCGUUGUCAAAUUACCGCCCUCAGCUGCAGCGGCGCAACCAUCAGCACCAAGGUCCACUGGGCCAUUUGCCUGGGCAACACCAGCAGGCUACAAGGAUGGCCAGGGAGCUCACGCCCGUGGGCCCUACCAGCAGAACCAUGCGCCUCACAGAUCGCAAGAUCAAGCAGGAAACGAAAACUGGCAAGAUCGCAUCAACAACCUACUCACGGGACGAAAGCCCAAUUCUCCACCAAAGGCGCCUGGCGUCGAGCCUGUCACUAAAAGUGCCCUCGACUACUCGGGCCACUACAAUCCGGCUACUGUCUCUCUACCUCGCUCCACCAUCCAGCAUUUGUCAGAUGAUGUGAAGUCCUUCACUACUAAGCCAAUGGCUGAGGAGUGUUUCGAGGAGCAGGAAAUGGGAUCGCUUCCACGAAUUCACCUUCCCCAUAAGACUCCGGAAGCUGCGUGGCAACCUGCUACCGCCCCCACAAAGCCUUUACCGAGGCGCUUUUGGGUUUCCGAAAUCGAGACUGUUCGUUCAUUGUGGUUCCCUCAUGAAAUGUCGACCAGCGGUAAUGUUUACUACCGUAUCUUUCUUCCUGAUAUGCCCGAUGCCAGGACUGUUCCUCUUCCAUUGUCCCGAUCAGGAAGCAAUCCACGACGAUCGAGCGGGCGUGGUGGGGGUGGUGGGCAGCGUGGAUCGGGUCCAAACCAUCGCGGCGGCAAGGGGCGGGAGUCUUCGUACUCUGGCGAGGCAAGCACUUCGACACCUCCUUCCAGCCGUGGAGGUCGCGGCGGCUACCGUGGACGCGGGUCCGAGAACUGGUCCCGCAGAGCCACUCCCACGCAGGCAGCAUAA